This is a messenger RNA of Macrosiphum euphorbiae (potato aphid), 969 nucleotides long. The record is from the annotation of a GenBank genome assembly. Lineage: Eukaryota; Metazoa; Arthropoda; Insecta; Hemiptera; Aphididae.
AUGGGAAAUUUACCAGCGGAACGCCUAGAACCAUGUCGAGCUUUUAAAAAAUGCGGAGUGGAUUUCGCCGGUCCAAUCACAAUCAAAACCAGUUUGAGAAAAAAGGCAGCAGUGACUAAGGGCUACAUUUGCGUCUUCGUUUGUUUUAGUACUCGUGCUGUCCACAUAGAACUUGUAAGUGAUCUGACCAGCGAUGCAUUUUUGAACGCGUUAAAAAGAUUUAUUGGUCGUCGUGGUGUAUGCUCUGAUAUAUAUAGUGACAACGCCACUAAUUUCGUCGGCGCCAAUAAAAAGCUUUCCGAGCUUAAAUGUUUGUUCCAGUCAGCGACCCAUUUGGACAAAAUGUAUAAUGCGUUAGCAACAGAGGGUAUUAAUUGGCAUUUUAUCCCCCCCCGAUCUCCUCAUUUUGGUGGGUUAUGGGAGGCUUCUGUAAAAUCCAUAAAAACUCAUCUGUACCGGGUAUUGGGCGAAUCGCAUUUGACAUAUGAGGAAUUAAAUACUAUUUUAAUAAAGAUAGAAGCUGUCUUAAAUUCUCGCCCACUCACUCCUCUUUCCUCUGAUCCUAUGGACGCGACACCAUUAACACCAGCUCAUUUCCUUAUUGGUGAACCUACCUGUUCAGUACCUGAACCUGACUUGUCGUCUGUACCUGAUAACCGCUUGAAACGAUGGCAGCGCGUGACUCGACUUACGCAGUGUCUUUGGAAACGUUGGAAUGACGAAUACUUAUCCCAACUACAGACCCGAAAAAAAUGGUUAUCAAAUAAAGGUCCAAAUUUAAGCGUUGGUACUUUGGUACUAAUUAAGGAAGACAACAUAACUCCUUUGUCAUGGUCUCUUGGUCGUGUAGUACGUGUGCAGGCUGGAGCUGACGGGGUCGUUCGAGUGGCUACUGUUUUGAGCCGCGGGAAGGAGGUAAAAAGGUCUGUCAGAAAAUUAUGUCCUCUUCCGUUCGAAGGUAAUGUUUAG